CAAGGAGACAACUGAUGUCAUUGAUAUACCAGACAUUUCAAUGGAGAUCUUUCUUGAAAUCAUGAGAUUCAUUUACUAUGGAGAAGUCAACCUAACGCCAGAAAAUGUCCUGGAAAUUUUCUACGCCACCAAGAAGUACCUAGUUCCAGGCUUGGGUGAGAAAUGCAGCAAAUAUCUUGAUGAGAGCAUUGACCUCGAUAAUGUUUGCACUAUACUGGAUGCCUCCCUAAAGUUUGAUGAAGAACCUUUGAAGAAGAAAUGCCUUGAAAUGAUAGCAGAAAACACAAGAGACGUGUCGGCAUCGGAUGCAUUCUUGUAUUCUUCAAAUGGUGUGCUCGGAUCAAUUUUAGAUCAAGACAUGCUAGAUAUGCAGUCGGAAAUUGAUGUAUUCCGGGCAGUAGAAAAAUGGGCAAAGGAAGCGUGUAAGAAGCAAGAUCUUCCCGUCACUGGUGAUAACAUGAGGGAGUUGAUUGGUGAUGCCAUCUACAAGGUCUGUCUACUUGAUCUUACAACUGAAGAGCUUGGGAGGCACAUUUCUCCAACAGAUAUUCUUAAACCCCAUGAAAUUAAGGAUUUACUGGAGUGUAUAACGAAUGGAAAACCAUGCGCAAAUCCAAAGUUUAACGCGAAAAGAAGAGUAAAAUUCAAUGAAAAAGAAUGCAGGCGCUUCACUUGCCAUCACAGCACCGUUCAUUGGAAUUGCCCUGGAAACUGUGAUGCACUAACAUUCACAGCGGAUAAAGCAGUUGUGUUGACGGGACUGGGGGUAUUCGUACCUUGUAAAGCCACAACUUAUAACUUCACAGCUCUAGUCCAGAUACUUGACAAAACAAACACAGUCUUAUAUGACGCUAAACAUGAAUUCACGCAAGAUGAUGUCAAAAACGGAGAUCUGAUACAGAAAAUUGUUUUCGAUAAGAAAAUUGAAGUAAAUUCUCAGGAUGAAUAUUCUGUUAAGACAUGGCUAAAGGGGCCUGAAACAUACAGAAGUAAUGACAUGUAUUCUCCAGUUACAGUUGACAAUGUUACUUUCACAUAUUCAAGAAACCCAAAUUCAACUAAUGGUACAUCAGUUACAUCAGGCCAACUUCCCUGUCUUUAUUU
Messenger RNA from Owenia fusiformis, 1104 nucleotides. NCBI's taxonomy places the organism in Eukaryota, Metazoa, Annelida, Polychaeta, Sabellida, Oweniidae. The record is from the annotation of a GenBank genome assembly.